Molecule: messenger RNA, 9819 nt
Organism: Coregonus sp. 'balchen'
Lineage: Eukaryota; Metazoa; Chordata; Actinopteri; Salmoniformes; Salmonidae
Source: the annotation of a GenBank genome assembly
UUUGGUGUACUAGCUAUUUAUUUAUUUAUUGUGGAACGUGUUUACCUUUAUUUUAAAUAUGCUUGGCCUGUGCCUUUAUGUGCCUGUUCCGAAUUCGGAUGCGACUGAAUUCGAGUAUUUUGAGUCCAAUGGACUACCAUCAGAGUUGAAAUCGCUCUUCAAAUUGAGUGUGUUUCUACCUUCACAAGAAUUUUCUACUUAUCGGAAAUGGAGAAAGGUAAAACGUUCAGUAUAUUAUUUUACUUGCAUGUCUUUAUGCUUCGGCGGUGUUCACAUCAAGUUUUACAUUUUGAGUGAUGGUUUCAAAACUACACAUUUUUGUAACGAUCAUGCUGUCGUAGUUUCCUGUAAGUACAACCCCCUUCUUCCUGUACUCGCGGUUUGUCAUGGUUUCCACUAGUUACCACAGCCACAAAGUCAAAAUUGGCUAUAUCGUAAAAAUUCAUAAAAACAAAAAUAUGCUUUUUGGUCUUAAUUUAAAGUUAGGCAUAAGGUUAGCAGUGUGUUUAAGGUUGGGUUUAAAUUGACUUUUUAAGAAGAUACAUUUUAGAAAUGGGCGGCAUUUAUGACUUUGUGGCUGCGAGUUUGUCAAAACGUCCCAAUGGUCCCGGAUAGCACUAACUUCAGUCAAAAUCUACACCUACCCAGUGAUCCCAUGCAAUUCACUGCACCUAUCAGACCAUAAUGUUAAAAUAUUUCAAGAGGAAUUGAAUGCAACAAUGAUUCAGACCCAUGGAAAUCCAAAUAGAACGUAUGAAUUUAUGUAAUAGAUUAUGCAGACAUGCUUUAAAAACUCUAAAGCCCUACUCAAGGAGAGGGCUCCCUGAUGUUCAUUAAUAUAUUUAAAAAAGGAAUUGCUUCAUGAAAGUUUAAAUUCAUUGAAUGACUCUCCUAUGUAUCAUCAAAAGAUAAAAUAGUGCAUAGAUGGAUUAUUAUUGUUUGGCUACACAUUGAUGGUGCAUAGGGCUUGCAAAUUAAAACUAUUGGCCUGCAAGACCCGCUUAUUAAUAUCAUCUUAUUAAUAUAAUCAAGUAUCAUUGACAUGGAGCCCUAAACCAUCAGAUUCAGGGUUGCAAAUUAGCCUACUUGAAGAAAUCACAGGAAGAUGAUGGAAUUAUUAAAUAACUGUGCAUGCAAGACUUGGCUGGAGCUUCUUGACCCCCAAGACUGCGUGACCCACUUAUCAGAGGCAAGACAUGAUGUUCAUGGCAGAGGUUGGCGUUGUGGUUCGAGUCCUCAUGUCUUCAGGCGUGGGUAAUAGUGCCUGUGACAUCUAUCUAUAUCCUGCAAACUCACGCUAAGCCUGUCUACCUGGUCUAAAAUAGGACCGGGGUUGCUGGGUCGGUGUUUAUAUUUGAUCUACUGUAUUGAACUACAGUAUGUGACAGUGUUCCCAUAGAGUACAUUCCUUCUAUCCAGCCAUAUGUCACGUUUGACAGUGAAUGUUAGCCUAGAUUUGAGUCAAUGUGCAUUCAACAUAUGGCCUUGGUGGUCUUUGCCUCUCAGAGACAUUGCUGAAAUGGUUUGUCUUGACUGGACAUUAAGGUGAUGCACAGUUUGACAUUAUUCACACCUUACCCUCCUUCCAGGUGCUUACAAUACAUCCCAUUAAUAUUGUCCCCCUCCAGAAAACCCCCCAGUCUUGGCUUUACUAUAGUUGAUUGAUUUUCAAUGGUCCCCUCUUAACAGCUUCUACCCCCAAGCCAUAAGACUCCUGAACAGCUAAUCAUGGCUACCUGGACUAUUUGCCUUGGCCCCCCCCCCCCCCCCCCCCCACACCAACUUUUACGCUGCUGCUACUCUGUUUAUUAUUUAUGCAUAGUCACUUUAACUCUACCCACAUGUACAUAUGACCUAAAUUACCUUGACUAACCGGUGCCCCCGCACAUUGGCUCUGUACCGGUACCCCCUGUAUAUAGCCUCCCUACUGUUAUUUUAUUUUACUGCUGCUCUUUAAUUAUUUGCUAUUUUAAUUUUUUACUUACCACUUUUUUUUAUUUUCUUAACUGCAUUGUUGGUUAAGGGCUUGUAAGUAAGCAUUUCACUGUAAGGUCUACCUACACCUGUUGUAUUCGGCGCAUGUGGCAAAUUUGAUUUGAAUUUGUCUGAUAUUAGAAAGCAGGUCAGUGUAUCUUGCCACUGUUGUUGAUCAUUUGGUUUUGUUUGCCUUUGCAGAAAGUGGUGAAAAGUGCAGAUAAGGACCUGGAUGGGCAGAUGGUCUUCGAGGAGUUUGUUAACUAUUUGCAAGAUCAUGAGAAAGACCUGAAGAUUGUCUUCAAGAGCCUGGACAGAAGGAGAGCUGGUAUGCUAUUAUACACAAAUCAGCUGUUACAGUUUUGGAACAUGCCUUAGCUACCAUACAAUUCAAAAGUUUUGUUCUGAUUUAGGUGGAAUUAUGAUUUGUGAUGAAUUGUCUUCCGUUGUGAUUCAGGUAAAAUAUAUUCUAAGGAGAUCAUGCAGUCACUACAGGACCUUGGUCUUCACAUAUCCCAGCAGCAUGCCGAGAAGGUCCUACAAAGGUAAGAUAUUAGGAUGGAGCAGAGUUUCCUUAAGAUUUUAGUCAAUCUUGUCGGUAUAGCUAUUAUUACCAGUUUGAUUCAUAUUCUCAAUAGUUUAUGGUUUUGUUUUUAUCUUUGUCAAUAGCAUGGAUAAGAAUGGAACGAUGACUAUCGACUGGAAUCAGUGGAGCAACUACCCUCUGCUACAUCCCAAAGAGAACAACAUCCCUGGGAUCACCCUCUACUGGAAACACUCCACGGUAAGGAGGGUGGGAGGACGGGUGGUGUGAACUAGCUAUUCACAAAGCAGGGAACACUUCUAUUUCACAUUAAUUUGAGUACACUCUGUAUCCACUGACAAAAUCCCUGAAAGUUCAAUAUUGUGAAUGGGGAUGUUCAUCCUAUUACAUAGAUUAACACUGUGAAUGGACGUGCGUCACCAAUUAAGUCUUAUUGGUGUUAAAAUAGGACAGGAAAGCACUGAAUGUAAUAUCAUGAUUUACAUGAUUCAUUAAUUACCCCCUUGUAUAUCAAAUGUUGAUUACAGUUUUUAAUGAUCCCUUAUGUAAGAUGUUCAUUACAUUUGUAAAGUGGUAAGAGGACACAGAAAUUAUCCCCUCGGUUCUCAGAACCACUUUCACAGGACAGUGUGUUCUUGGGCAGCAUGCGGGUGGGGUAAUGAAAUACAAUAUGUCUUAAUGAGUGAAGCCGGCUCUAAAUCUUAGCCUGUGUACCUCUCCUAUGUGCCAAGAGCUACAGAACAACGUUUAUAAGUCGAGCUGGGGCAAAAAAUAUUCAGAAGCAUUCCUUGGAGAUGGGAUGACCACCUAAAACAAAGGCCAGGGAAAAUGUCCCAAGGCAUUCACUCAAGUCACUUUGGCCUGACCAUCUCGUGCCAGUAGUGUUACUUACACUUAUAUAACAGGUGCUGCCAUUUUCUGAUUUUAAUAUCAACUUGGCGCUCAUUAAAUAGUUUCCAGCUGGUGAACCAUCUCUGGCAUGGUAAAACUUCAGGGGGGAUAGAGCCUGUACUCUGGCUUGGGUUUUGCAAAGGCACCUCUGUAGGGACUUGUACCCAAAGCUAUGUCUAGAGUGGAGAGUCUCCCUGGCUGACUCAGAUUGUCAUUAUGCAAUAGAUAGCUUUACAAGAAGGGAACAUGCCCUUCAUUCUUUACCCAUAUAAUAAUUGCAGUGCAUGUUAAGUCUGAACCAUGACAUCAAAGCAGAAGCGCCCUUAUGUUCUCUCUGGUUUGAUAUCAGAUUACAAAGAAGUGUCCCAGAAAUAAGAGAGCAGGAAACAACAGAAUCCAACUUGCUUCCUAACUCAGAACAUUAAGUAAUCACUGACCUAAAGCCUCAUGACCUAUGUUUUGAGGGAUGAGGGCAGACACACUGACGCACAUUUCACUGUCAAUACCGCUCGUCACUGUCCCUACCUCUAGAUGAAAGGUUUGUGUACACAUGGGGCCUUAGAAAUCACACACACUGAAAAAUGUCAUUUCGCCCCUUUUUUAUCGCUUGACUAUAUUUGUAAUUGCAAACUACUCUUAGAUAACGCCAAUGUAUUUUGGGCCGAAAGAGAGGCUAAUAGUGGAUGAUAAUACUCAUGUUCUAUAUCUUUCUGCUCUCUUUAGCUCUUUGAUGUAGGUGAGAAUCUGAUGGUGCCUGAUGAUUUCACAACAGAGGAAAAACUGACAGGAAUGUGGUGGAGGCAUCUGGUUGCCGGCGGAGGUGCAGGAGCAGUGUCCCGAACAUUCACCGCCCCCUUAGACCGACUCAAAGUACUCAUGCAGGUAAGAAGUCCUUGAUCUACUUUCUUAAUAGAUACGAUCACAGCCCUGUAUUCCCAACAACAGUUUGAGUCCUAGUAAUGGUACACCUAGCCCUCAAUUACCUAAGAGCCAUACAUGGGUUAAUGAGGACGUAGAUUAGUUCAAGAGUACAUGUGCCAGAACAGAGGGCAAGAGUCCUGGGGGCUGUUCAUUCUCACCGGCUCAUUCAGCUGACCAAUGAUAGUGGCUAAGAGCCAGCACAUCGUCUCUGGUGAGAUGUGAUUGGCUGCAUCAGAAGAGAGUAGAUCUGCUUUUACGUGAUAGCAAUGUGGGGAUCAGUAACCCCUGAUUGGCGUUAGUGGUUCUGUUUGAACAAGUCGUCUAGAGUCAUCUGUGUGUUGGUACAACUGAUCCCAGAACACUUUGACUUGUUCCACAUUGAUCCCCCUGUUGAGCAAAUAUGUUCACAUUCUCAGAGCCAAUGCCUCAUAACUGAAUAAACGUUAUGAGAAUAAAAGGCCCGACUUUCAUAUAAAUCAUUGAUUGCCGUCAAUGGGAGACAUGCAUGAAAAUUUGAGUUAAGUGCACAGAUCUCAAUUCAGAAUACGGCCCUAAUUGUCUUAUUGGUCACGUGUCUUCUGUAUGAUAAACAUUGAUAUUCUUUAUUUGUCAGGUCCAUGGUUCCCAUAGCAACAACAUGUGCAUCAUGAGUGGGCUCACCCAGAUGAUCAAAGAAGGUGGGAUGAGGUCGCUGUGGAGAGGGAAUGGAAUGAACAUCAUCAAAAUCGCCCCCGAAUCUGCCAUUAAGUUCAUGGCUUAUGAGCAGGUACUACAUGCAAUGCACACUUGCUGCUAUAUCAUUUUUCUUAAUUUAGAGAAUUGUAUUACUCUUAAAAAAAAAAAAGAUAUAUAAACCAUUAUUAUAAUUCCUUAAUCUCAAUUUCUGCUGUGAGGACCAAGUUCAUGUUCUAACCGGUGUCUGUCCCAUCUCAUCUUCUCCCCUCUCUCUCUCUCUCGUUUCAACUGAAACUCUAUGGCACAGAUCAAGCGUUUGAUUGGCAGUGAUAAGGUGACACUUGGCAUCCUGGAGCGUUUUGUGGCUGGUUCUAUGGCUGGAGUCAUCGCUCAGAGCACCAUCUACCCCAUGGAGGUGAGCAGCCAUCAAUCAUCCCCUUCUAGCAUAGAUCUGGAAUGAUUACAUAUAUUAUUGUUGUUAGGAUAGAAAGGACAAAAAUACAUAAUUUAUAUGCAAAUAAGUUAGUAAUGCCAAUAUUUUCACUCCGAUUACAUGCCACCGGCUAGAUUUUCAUAGUCUUUAAUUUCUGAACACCAGGUUCUGAAAACGCGGCUUGCCCUGCGAAAGACUGGUCAGUACUCUGGCAUCUCUGACUGUGCAAAGAACAUCUUUAGGAGAGAGGGACUGGGUGCCUUUUACAAGGGCUUUAUCCCCAACAUGAUGGGCAUCAUCCCCUAUGCUGGAAUCGACCUGGCUGUGUAUGAGGUAAGAAGAGACCCGGAUAUGACUUUACAAAGCUGUUUUCACUGCAUUGGAUGCUCCAUUUGGAAUUCUCUGACUAUGUUCCUUUUUCCACAGACAUUGAAGAACUCCUGGUUAGAAAAGUAUGGCACCAAAAGUACUGACCCGGGAGUGUUCGUUCUGCUUGGCUGUGGCACAGUCUCCAGCACCUGUGGUCAGCUGGCCAGCUACCCCCUAGCCUUGGUCAGGACUCGCAUGCAGGCACAAGGUUAGACCUUCAACAAUACACCUAAUUUACACUGCUUAUAUUCUUUCAAAUAUAUUAUAUUUUCCUUAUUUUAUUGAGAUGCGGUUAUAAUUAACUACCAGUUUUGCUGUUCCUUUGUAUGCAUCUUUGGCUUUAAUGCUGACUGUGUGCCAUUUCUCCCCUACAGCCAUGAUGGAGGGCAGCCCACAGAUGACAAUGUCAGGGCUCUUCAAACAAAUCAUCCAGACAGAAGGGGCCACUGGCCUCUACAGGGGCCUGGCCCCUAACUUCCUGAAGGUCAUUCCAGCUGUCAGCAUCAGCUAUGUGGUGUACGAGAACCUGAAGAUGUCGCUGGGAGUUAAGUCGCGAUGAGAAGGUGACUCACGACAUCUGAAUGGUUCAGCUUUGAAAGCACUGAGGAGGUUGGUGUGUGUGUGAGACUCCUCCGAGUUGAGGCUAAGGAAUCUCUGACUCUUGAGGUUUGUGGAGCCAUCUCAUUCUGUGAAUGUCAGAGGAUGGAGGAGAACAAGGGACAACAGAAUGAAAAGGUAUCGACUCUGUGAGCUGAAAUGGAGGAGGGGGGGGGGGGGGGGGGGGCUUCCCUCAACAUUGCUAUUGCUGCUAUUGUUUAAUAGUUUAUUUUAGAAGAUCAAUUGUUGAGUUAUGACCAGAAUUAUACAGUGAAUGUUGGUUAGCUACUCAACUGAGUGAGCAACUCUAUAAUUGGGGACCAAUUCUUGUUGUUGCCCAUUUGUGGUAUAGUGCCUCUGUAAGAAUGUUCCUCUCUCACUUUGGUUUCACUCAGUAAAUUAGGCUAUGCAACAGUGCAAACUGCACCAGACUCAUUAAGUAGAAACUACUUCAGUUAUGCCCAAUGCACAACAAAUGUUUUUGACUAACAUGAUGUAUUCAGACAUUUUCCUUAGCAUUAAUGGGUUUUCCGAGUAGUUAUUGGUUUUUCCCCCACAUUUGCCUGAUAUGAAAAUGAUAUUCAUUCAUGUUCCUUGAAUAUAGGGAAUUGAGCAAAAGCACAUGUGGUGUUUCUUUCCCCUUCUCACUUGGUGCAGAUAGACAAUUUAUUCACACUGCCAUUUCCGACUAAAUUAGGGUGUAUUUCUGAAGGAUUUAAGUAUUUAUUGAUGUCCAAUCGAUCCAAUAUUUAUUUUUGUUUUUUAUUGUCUGGAGAUGACCAUUACGAAUGGCAUGUCUGUUUUUUUUCUUCCAGAACACGGCACUAACUGCCUUUAUGUUCAUAAGUUUGAUUGUUAUGGAUAACUAACUGAAGAGCCAUAUUAUGUACAAGUAUUGUGGGUGUUUUUGCUAAAUAAGAUCACAUGAGAUUCUUAUGCAAUGUUAAAGAGCAUGUAUUUGUAAAUGUUUUCAAUGCAAACCAGCUUUAAAUUAUUGCUUGAGUCAACCCUGCAUAUAUUUUCCCUUAAUAUAUAAAUGUAAUAGUUUGUCAGUUUACAUUAGUUGCUUAUUAUGGAAAUGCACAAUAAUUACUUCUGUGUUGAGGUCAGGAGAGUCUUGGUUGUCAGGACACUUAAUCAAUGUCUUUAUACCUAAAACCAAACAUGAUUUUAGAGCUUUGAGUAGAUUGAUGAUUAACAGUAAUGCACUUUAAUUCAUGCUGGAGACACUUUUGAAUGUUUUGCAUUACCUUUAGAUACAAACUGGGAAAUCACUUCAACUUUUGAAAAUAAUAAUGUAAUUAUUAAACCUUUUUAAUGGACCAUUUUGUACAAUGUUCUUUGAGCAAAUAAAUUAAAAGUAUUGUAUAAUAUUCACGUGUAUUUCUUGACUCCUUGAGUGUGUCCCCUCCAUGGCUGGAUGUUCAAUAAGGGUCUUUUUAAAAAGACUCUGAUUGGGAUUUUAGAAUUGACACCACCCUUUCACCCCCUCGAUUUCAGUACUAAGUUUGACACAAACCACAUGCCCUACCAAAACAGGAAGUCGCAAAUAAAUCUAGCUAGAUAACUUUGCUAGCUAGUGUUCGUUCAAUCAUGCAACGAUGUUUAAAAACGUGUUUCGAUCUGGUUUUCUAAUUAGGACCGUACAUGUCAUCCUAACAUGGGUUAUUACACUGAUACUAUUCUUACAUGACACCGGUAAGUUAGCUUCUCUUCGAGACGAGCCCAUUUGAUUACACAUUUAGCUAGCUAAUGUUAGCUUGCUAGGCAACACAGACUGGGAGACUGUCAUAUUAUGACAACAAUACUAUUGAUAGCUUGCAGGCUAGAUAAAGUAGUUGCUCUCAGCCAUAUAAUUUAGCCACAGCGAAUACAAUAGACAUUUUAACCUUUAACCUGCCUGUUAAGAUCUCCGAAGACAAGAGGAGAAUGGAGAGUUGAUGCAGCCUGUAGUGUUUUCCUUGAUGGUCCUGCUGUCAGUAAUGCUGUAUUUCACUGUCUCUCUGAUGGACCCAGGCUUUGUUCUCUCUGACAGUGUCAAGGUGAGCCUUAAACCCCACCAACCCUCCCCCAAAAGCCCUUCUGAUAAGAUGUAUUCCUUACUGCUAUUACAUUAUCUUUGCCUUUGAAUGUGUGAGUGUGCCCAGGGCUCAGGUGAAGAAUUGGAGGAGAUGAUCCCUCAAAACACCAUUCCUCGCCUGCGCCGUUGUGGCUACUGUCUGCUACAGGUAGGACAGCAGGUAGAAUACCAUCCAGUUGCAGUUAGAUCAUUACAUGGGGAAUAACUUAUAUACUUAUAACCAAAAUCUGGGAUGACAUAUUGGGGGUGUGCUAUGUUGUUAUUAGUAUGACUUCUUGUCCUCUCCCCUUUGUCUCAAGCAGCAGCCCAUGAGAGCUAAGCACUGCCAGGCCUGCAAACAUUGUGUGCGGCGGUUUGACCAUCACUGUCCGUGGAUAGAGAAUUGUGUGGGCGAGAGAAACCACCGCUGGUUCAUCAUCUAUCUGGCUGUUCAGCUACUUGCUCUACUCUGGGCACUGCAUAUUGCUUGGUGAGUGUGGGGGAUUUAACCUGAUGAGAGUAGCUAUGAGUUAUUAUUCUUGAGAUGUAGUUGAAAUACUUAUGGUCCCACAUACACAAUAGUUCCCUUGUUGUAUUAUUGCAGCAAAUAUAAUUUGAUGUACUCUGUCUUUCAGGUCAGGUUUCCAUUCAGCCGGCACUUGGAAACUGUGGCUCAUUGUGAAUGGGUUUCUGCUGGCGGCGCUGUGUGUUGUGGGUGUGUUGUCCUUGGUGGUGGUCCUGCUCCUGGGCUGCCACCUCUAUCUGAUCUCCAUCAACUCCACCACCUGGGAGUUCAUGUCCCGCCACCGGAUCUCCUACCUGAAGAGCUACAGUGACGAGGAGAACCCCUUUGAUCAGGGCAUUCUCUGUAAUCUGUGGGACUUCUUCUGCAUGUACCGAACUGUGGUGUGGGAGAAGGUGUACUACAGAGGGAGCCACAAUCACGUCUGACCUCACUCUACAGACAACAUGCCCAUACCAGGCUAUAGGAUUAAGCCAGGGUCAUGUCACCGUGUAGGCCUUCCAUUCUGCUUCCCCCAUCAUUUACAAUUGUAGCCAUGUUGAAGUUGCCUAAUGUUUUGAUAUUUAUGUAGUACAUGGUACUGUGUAUUUUUUAUUGUUUUGUUUAACUGAGUGACAGUUUAUCGUAAGUCAUUGAGUAUGUUAUUUUGUCAUGUUGAACUAAUGAUGUACUGUAAUAUUGAAAGGUGUUGAACAAAAAUGUUAUGCAUUAACUUUAGUACUCGGUUUUAUAUGUUGAAAUGCUUGAUGAAUUUUUACCUGUAUUCUUUGAUAAAACGUUUCACUCUUUCAUUAAUUGGUAAUAAUGUAUUCAUAUUUUUGUAUUUAUUGACA